Molecule: messenger RNA, 1878 nt
Organism: Vitrella brassicaformis
Lineage: Eukaryota; Vitrellaceae
Source: the annotation of a GenBank genome assembly
GCAAGAAUCAGCAUAGUGGCGCCUCACAGGGUGCUCGCUCACCAAUUGAUGCCAACCCAUGCACUCAUGAGGCACCUGCACCAGUGGCUACCGCUCUCGCGUUCCCCCCGCACCAUCGGCAAAUUCCACCAUCUCACCAACACGACAAAGAGCACCGUCUCGAACAGGCAUUCGACGAAAACGAGGAAAGCGAGGACGGCAACGCCCUGCAAGAAGCCGCCAACUGCUGACUCACCGUACGCAGACAGACUCGCGACCAAGACGAUUAAGUGUGUUGAGAGCAACGCUGUAACCUCUGUAAGCGACCACACCUUAAUUUGGUCCUGAAGACGGAUGGAGGAAAGCAAGCAGACCGACGGAUGUUUAAGAAAGAGAUAGCGUCGUCACCAACCGAAAGGGCCCGCAAAUAACGUGGCAACACGUCGAGCGAUGCCAGAGCAGCCUGCAGAUUAAUUGUGCGCCGAGAUGGAGCGGCGCUAAUAUACGCGAGAGCUCUGUCCAUUAGACUGCUUUGCCGUCUCAACGGUUGUUGACUGGACUUCAUGCUCUCAUACUCGUGUCUCGAUGCGUUCUGGUCCUCGUGAGUGGACAGUUGGUCGAUUCUCGUACUUUCGUCAGCCGAGGGGGCAUUGAUGCUAUUGUUGGAGCAAGGCCGCCUCGCCUUUUGCCUCCUGUCUCUCAGGAAUCUUCGAGCGGAUAUAUACAAAAGUAUCCCUGCGGUGCACAAGAAACGAAAAAAGGGGAGGAUUCACGGGAAGGAUCGAAGGUGUUCAUCUGUGAACAGCUCACAUACAGAAUGGCAUAGACAAAUCACUCAACAGGUCCAUGCUGUCAAAAGGAAAGUAGGCAGCCAGCCGAUUGUGUGGCGGAGAAACAAGAAGAGAGCGUUUCAUCCUCUGUGGCCGGGCCGCUUACAGUGAGAUCAACACGGACCAAACGAGCUUUGCUGAUAUGCUCUCCAUCUUGGCCUGUAACAAUCGAGGGAAGAUUCUCGGGACAGUUUCAACUGACAUUCAUGGGCUUCAAAUCAGAUCCUUCGGAGCACAACGCACCUGUAGCAAUCUUGGAAGAAUUACGAAGACGAACGCAAUUGGAAUAGGCAGAUGAGCGCUGAGAGAAAAAGACAACAAGCAUUCUGAACGCGCGCCCACACGCGUCUGGGGAGGCCGAUUAUGUGACUGUGAGCGAAGAUUACUUGAGAGUUGGUGGGCCGUCCUGCAGAUGAGUGACAAUCGAUUCAGAGCUCUUCAGUGGUAUCUUGCCUUCAUCGAUCGGGCGAGUUUGUUGAUCAACGACACCAAUGGCCAGAGGAUGGCAACCAAAGUGAGCGCCAGCUGGGUCUUUGCCUCGUCUGUCGGCGCCGGCACUCUGCAAACGGGUCCGGAUCACAGAAGGUCUCUCUCAAGGGUAUGGGAUCAAACUUGCUUACAUGGCGUAAGGGAAGAAAGAGACAAGCCCACCCACAGCUAAUAUGCCUAGCGCACAGACCGUGCCCGCAGAAAUUGCGUAGCGCCAUUUACGUCUGACCCCCAGCGACUCAGCAGCAGCGCGGAAGUGUGCGUACGGCCACAGAAUCACAGUAAUCAGUUCCAGGGCAAUAAGCACUUUCUGCAACAGUGGGAUGUCCCACUUAGCAUGAUAGCUGACACGAAGCAAAGUGCUGAAGAUUAGUGGAGCAGCUGCCAUCCACCAGCACUUCUUAGCCCUGGACAUAAUGUUGAGUCCAUCCGUAAGGUGAAGGAAGAAUAAGAAGAGCGCUAAAUAUGCAAUGACCCGUUUGAUGAUGUCGAAGGCUGGCCCCAUCGUCUUGGACCGGCAGAUUCUGCCCAGACCGACCACGUAGAGGACGAACACGAAAGCCAGCUUGAGAGCCGUCAU